AUGGGUGGAUCAGUAAGUGCUGGUCGAGAUAACAAUGAGUUGAUAGACAAUUUAGUGAGUGGAAAUUACAUACGUUCUCGGGGGGUAGAAAAAGUGUUUCGAGCUUUGGAUCGAGGUGAUUACAUGACACCAGAGGCCAAACGGCAAGCUUACAAGGAUUUAGCUUGGCGCGAUGGCCUACUUCAUAUGUCAUCUCCAUGUAUCUACAGUGAGGUGAUGGAGGGAUUGGAGUUGAGACCUGGCCUCUCUUUCCUAAACAUUGGAUCAGGGACAGGAUACCUAAGCACCUUAGCUGGGCUUAUCUUAGGAACUUCUGGCAUCAGUCAUGGAGUAGAAAUUCAUCCCUCAACUGUGGAUUAUGCUACCAUUAAGCUACAACAAUUUAUAAAAAAAUCACCAAGUCUAGAUUACUUUGACUUUUGCGAACCUAAGUUCUUCAUUGGUAAUGGGCUUAAUUUAGCACCCUUGCAGAGUGGAUAUGAUCGUGUUUACUGUGGUGCUGGGUGCCCAGAGAAAUAUGUGAAUUAUAUCAGAUACUUGCUGAAGGUAGGUGGAAUACUUGUCGUUCCCAUUAAUGACACACUACAGCAAGUGAAGAGAGUCUCGGAAACAAAGUUUGUCAGUUACAGCUUAAUGAGUGUUUCCUUUGCAACGCUAAGAGCACCCACCGAUGAGGAUACAAAAGAACAUUUUAAAUUGGUCGAUAUAGAGCCUCCUCGGCUGGUGAUGUUGGCCCGGGCGCGUAUCCGUGAAGCUCUACGAGACAGCUUGCUGGAGCGGAGACCCGAGCUGCGGGAGAAGGCGUGGCGCCGCCCCCCCAGACGCAACCAGGAACCGAGAAGAGUCAUAAUACCCAUCGAGUCCACGCCCGAAAAUGAGAACUUAAACGUCCUUCACGACUUGGACGCCGAGAGUGGAGCGAAUGAAAUGAAUGCUCUCCUCAGUCUCGUGAUUAGUAUGGGAGAGGACAGAUUGGCCGGAGCCCUGCGUUUCGGCAGCGACAGAGGAACCGGGUACGUAUAUCGCCACGAUCGAGACUCACAUUCCUCGGACGACGACGACGACACGGACGGCUCCACCGAAACUGUCGAACCCACCACGGAGACUUACGAUCAGAGUAUAGGAAACGAAGACGACACCAGCUCACGCUCGAAUCAAGAGUUAAAAGAAGAUUCCGAAGAGACUACUCAUAAGACUGACGCAAAAGACGAGGCCGAUAAUAAAGAAAGUGAAGUUGAAAAUGUCGUAGACAGCAAUGAUGAAAUCGAAACCGAUCCUCAAAGCGAUAGUUCCUCCGUGGACGAUUCCAAAGCUAAGAAUAAGCGGCUUAGGGCUAGGCUGUCGAGGACGGUGGCCAAGCUGAAGAGGCUCGGCAAGAAACCAUUCAGGAACACGGGAAUAGCGAAAGCUUCAACGUCGAAAGUUGAAGAUGAGCAUAGAAAUGACUGCGAGGUCAGCAGCAGCGAGUCUGACGAUGAUGAGAAGCCUGCCGGGACCGACGACACUUGCACUGAAGACACUUCCCAGGAGGCCGGGCCCUCGACUGACAUGGAGUGGCAGGAGCUUAAGCACCCUGUGGAGGAUAAUAAUGGAGUGCACAAAAGCAAGGCUAAAAGGCAGAAGCUGGACAGCGGCAUCGGGGAGAACUCCGGCAGCGCCGAAGAGACCACACAGAGCGACAGCGGCUCGGACUCCGACAGCUGGACCAGGCUGAACAUCUCUUGCUCCGGUCUCGCAGAUCGCGACGACGAUUCGUCCGUGGAGGAAGACGAGGCGUCGGAGGAGAGGCGCGCUCGACGCAAGUCCUCGGAGGCUCGGCACCGGGAGAUGGGGCUCACCGUGAAGCAGGCCGUGGCCGCUCUGCCCCUGCCCCAUCCGCUCAAGAUGUUCGUGAACUGGGGUCGCUCCUACCAAUUCUAG
Messenger RNA from Pieris macdunnoughi, 1920 nucleotides. Lineage: Eukaryota; Metazoa; Arthropoda; Insecta; Lepidoptera; Pieridae. The record is from the annotation of a GenBank genome assembly.